CGUUAACUUGUCAAAACACUCAAAAGUAUAGGUUAUGUUUGUAAUAUAAAUAUAUUUUCAAUUUAAUAAUUGAGAUAUUUUGCCAUUAGGCUUUUUUCCAUUACUGCAACCCUCAUCUCUAUUUGUUUACAAGUUUUCGUGAUAUUCCCUCAGCGCCUUGUGUUAAAUUCCUGAUGGGAAUUCUGUUUGAAAAAACUUUCAAUCCAAGUGGAAAAUGUGGAAAUCCUCCUUCAGAUACGAGAAAAGAACGAUAAAAUAACAUCGAUACUCAUAAAUGUCGGAAAUGGAUCACAUCAAAAAUGAAGAAGAAGAUUGUACUUCGCACUGUGUUUCUGUGAAGGAAGAGUUAGCAACAUUCCCUUUUCUGGAAGAUGGAAAUAUCAUCAAAAAGGAAGAUGAGAAAGUUCAAGAAUCCUUGAAGAGCAAUGAACAUGUUGACACGAGUGAUACACAAAAAGGAUCCAAUUCACAAAAAUUCAAAUGUGAAAUAUGUGAAUUUGAUACAAAUCGGAAAGACUCUCUUAAAAAACAUAUAGAAGGAAUUCAUUUGGACUUGAAGCGGUUCAAGUGUCAUUUGUGCGGUUUUGCUUCCAAUCAUCAGGGUACCAUCAAGAGGCACAUCGAUUCUGUUCAUUUGAAUUUCAAAGAGCACAAAUGUCACUUUUGUGACUUUGCCUCGAAUCAAAGACAGUACUUAAAACAACAUAUAGAUAAUGUUCAUUUGAAAUUGAAGAAGAGUUUGGAGGAACAUCAGUGCCAAUACUGCGAUUACGUUGCAACAAUGAAAACACACCUGAAAAAUCAUAUAGCUUCUAUUCAUUUAAAUUUGAAAGUACACAAGUGUCUUUUAUGUGACUUUGCUUCGAAUCAUAAAUAUCGUCUCAAACUACACAUAGAGUGUUUUCAUUCGAAUUCGACAAAACACAAGUGUGGACACUGCGAUUAUAAGGCGGAAUCAAAGUUCGAGCUCAAAAACCAUAUGGAUUCUGAACACGCUGACCUGAAGCCAUUCAAGUGCAGCUCCUGCAAUUACACUGGAAGAUUGAAAUGUAACCUAAAGAAGCACAUAAAGUCUGUUCAUUUAAAAUUGAAGCAGUACAAGUGUGAAUUGUGCCAUUUCGGGGUGAAUUCCAAAAAAGUCUUUGAAAAACAUAUGAAUUCCGUUCAUUCGGAUUCGACAGCAUACAAGUGCCACUCGUGCAGUUUCGCUACGAAUGAAGAAGAAAAACUCCAAUCUCACGUGGAUAACGUUCAUCUGAAAUCGAGGCAAUACAAAUGCGACCAUUGCGAUUUUGCUGCGAAAGUGAAAUACCGCUUAGAGAAACACGUGAAUACCGUUCAUUUGAAAUUGAAGCCGCACAAGUGUGAAUAUUGCGAUUAUGCUAGCAGUGAUAAAGAAAGUGUCAACAGACAUAUGAAUUCUGUUCAUUUGGAUUUGAAAAAGUACAAAUGUGACAAGUGCGAUUAUGCUUCGAGCUGGAAAAAUUUGCUGGAUAAUCAUAAAAAUUUCGUUCAUUUAGGCUUAAAGAGAUACAAGUGUGGUCAGUGCGUUUAUGCUACUAAUAUAAAAGAAAGGCUCAAGAAACAUGAAGAUAAAGUUCAUUCGAAAUUGAAGCAGCAUAAGUGUGAUCUUUGAGACUAUG
Molecule: messenger RNA, 1643 nt
Organism: Coccinella septempunctata (seven-spotted ladybird)
Lineage: Eukaryota; Metazoa; Arthropoda; Insecta; Coleoptera; Coccinellidae
Product: zinc finger X-chromosomal protein-like
Exons: 3
Coding region: 275-1636 (453 amino acids)
Biological process (GO): regulation of transcription by RNA polymerase II
Cellular component (GO): nucleus
Molecular function (GO): RNA polymerase II transcription regulatory region sequence-specific DNA binding; DNA-binding transcription factor activity, RNA polymerase II-specific
Source: RefSeq, a predicted model, not a curated record